Messenger RNA from Ochotona curzoniae (black-lipped pika), 822 nucleotides. It is a transcript of the gene RNF212, whose product is annotated as ring finger protein 212. The coding region runs from base 1 to 822 and encodes 273 amino acids. Gene Ontology annotation, molecular function: SUMO transferase activity. The transcript has 12 exons. Gene Ontology annotation, biological process: homologous chromosome pairing at meiosis; protein sumoylation; reciprocal meiotic recombination. Lineage: Eukaryota; Metazoa; Chordata; Mammalia; Lagomorpha; Ochotonidae. Gene Ontology annotation, cellular component: synaptonemal complex. The record is from RefSeq and is a predicted model, not a curated record.
AUGGCGGCCUGGGUGUUCUGCAACCGAUGCUUCCAGCCGCCUCACAGCACGUCGCGCUUCAGCCUCACCAACUGCGGGCACGUGUACUGCGACGCGUGCCUGGGCCGGGGUACAAAGGAUGAAUGCUUGAUUUGUAAAGUUCCUUGUCGUACUGUUUAUCUUUCAAAAAAUAUGGACACAGAGAUCCAGGCCUUCUUCCAGGGCGUGGACAGCCUGUGCAGGAAGUACGCUCAGGAGACGGCGCAGAUUUCGGAGUUCCAAGAAAAGCACAGGAAGAGAUUAUUAGCCUUCUACAGAGAAAAGAUCUCUCAGCUGGAGGAGUCCCUCAGGAAGCUGGUGCUCCAGAUGGACCGGCCACAAAGUAUUUCUUCACAGCAACCGACGUUCGGCAUGGGCAGCUUGUCCGUGCCAAACACUGCUGUCCAGCCGAGGGGGUGUCUGCUGCUGCCGCCGGGCUCCUCAGCCCCUGACAGGGUGGAGUCAAUGGAAGUCGACAUUUCACCUUCUCCAGUAAGGAAACCUGAGGGGGCAGUCGGCCCCACAAGGAUGUCUCUGAUUAGCCCUCCCCAGGAUGGGCGCAUGGGCAGCGUCUCCUACCGGGGCCCUCAGCAUCUUGGCCUGACACCACGGCAGACUCACACGUCAAAGGCUCCCAGGUUCCCAGCACUACAGGUGCCCCUCAAGGGGCCUACGCAAGCCUCAGUCACCCGAGUGGCCAGAGGCAGUUCCCCCAGCCCUGGCAGUGCCCAGGGCCUGCUCACCCCGGAGCUGGCACACACCGAAGAUGAGCCGCCUUUGGAAUGCUCCCUCCAGGAACUCUGA